GUGGUUUUGCUGGCCUGUUAGCACCUCGUUUGAUUGCACUUCCAUCCUGAACCUGGGCCAUUAGCACCACGUACAUUUAUGGGCCGCUACGUCACACGCCUCCUUGCGCGCACGCAUGAGAGAGCUUGUGCUAAGAUCGUAUUACAAUAGCCAGCAACAGGGUACGGCAAAGACGAGUCGAAUCGUGAUGUUAAAAGCCUCACCUACCUGUGGUCGAGGCGCCUCGCAAAGGCUGCUUCACCUGCCGCCUGCACGAGGGCGAUCGUUCGAUGAGAGAGAGAGUCGGCCGUGGCGUUGCAGGGUGUUAAUGACGUGCGAUAGUCUAGUGAUCAUGACCCUCGUUAUGGUCGUGUUAGGCGGCGCCUGCCCCUCGCAGGCUGCUCUCGCGGAGAAGUCACAUUCGAAGCACACGUUGUCGCCGCAGUUAUCGCGAAUCACAGGCGUCGGCGAGACUUCAGGGUCUCGACGCCUUUUGCGUCAACAAGAUGAUGCCAAAUCGAGCCUUUCACUUGGCGUCCGCGAAGGCGAGUGGGUGAAAGUGUCGGAUAUAGUUGUGCUCGAAGCGGCGCGGGCGGCCGAUUUGCCUGAGGGCGGCGAGAAGCAGCAGGACAAGGGAGACGGCACCGUGAAGAUGUCCGAUCGAGGUAGCCAAGGCGGUCUAGGGAGCACCGACGCUUUUGACGAUAAGAAACGAGAAUCCGUUGGGGACGGCGUAAAUGGUGGGGCAGGAUUGGCGGCGGUGAGGAGCGGGAAUCGAGAUGGAACGGGCGAAGGGAAGCAGAAGCCUGGGGCGGAUAACGGAGCUGGCAAAGGAGCUGGUGGGGGGCCAUGGCAAGGCGGCGGUAAAAAGGAGCGGGAGGAGGUGAAGGAGGAGCAGGAGAUGGGUGACGAUUAUGUGGAUGAUGGUGAGGGGGGUUGGGCAGCGCAGCCGGGGAUGCGGGUGGAGGAGACGAACGGCGGCGACGAGGACCAGGUGGAGAUGUUCGAAGACACCCUCACGAACGCGGAAAUGAAGGAGCUUGCUCGAAACGCUGGGAAGACGAGCGCCGCGCAAGGCGGAACUCAGCACCGAGAGAAGAGCGGAGUGCUGCCAGCCCCGGCGUCGCUGCUGCCCCUUCCUAUUCCAAGCGCCAACGCGCCUCUUGCGGACAUGGCACGAAGGAAUGCGGCGACACCGGGGCGAGCGAGCUCGACUGGUGGAGGGCAACUGAAUGGCGGGCGGUCGACCGGGCAGGUGCUCACGCAGCAGCAACCGCAGAAGCGGGUCGGGGCGGUUCCACAUCAGGGGUACGUGGACGUGCGGAAGAGACAACCGGCGGUUGACACGGGGGGGGGAGAGGACCGCGGUGAGCAGGGCCUUCCGACGGACUCCGGGAACGGAGCGGAGGGGAAAGUAGGGACCGCGGGCGGAACUAACGAGGCAGAGGGAAAUGACCAGGACGACGGCGAUUGGGGGAGGGACUUGGGCGCGAAUGGGGAGGACAUCGCCGCAGGCGCUGACACGAUCAAUGGCGGCGGUAAGACGGACGGCGCGGAUGAAAACAUUCCGCUUAGCGGGGACGUGGAAGGGGGUGAUGGGGACGAGAGGGACUACGGCUCGGAGGCGGCGACAAUGGCCGAGGAGAACGUGCCCGGGAAUCCCGGGGAAAUUGCCAGCAGCUGGAUUGGGUUGGACGGCGGGCGCGGGAAGGGAGAAGGAUACGACAGCGGCAGCGUAUUCGGCGCCGAGAACGACAUGGGGGGAGAUAUUGGCGUGAUGCGGUUAAUUAGCAACAGCAUGGCGGUGAAGCGGGUGGUUGGCGCGAGCGUUGGAGGCAGGGCGCGGAAGGUUCCGGGAGGUGGAACCGGGAAGGCGGGGUAUGAGGGCGAAAGGAAGGCGGGAAACCAUAGGAAGCGGACUAAGCCGCGGUACAAAGCGGUGGACUGCCAGUACAGGGAGAAGGGCGCGUUUAGCAAGCUGCAUCGGUGCGCUGUGGGCUACGCUGGUCACGCCGGUGUGACAGGCGGCUAUAAGCGUCCCAUAUACCUGGUUACGAACAACGACGACAUGGUCGACGACGUGGCACCAGGCACGAUACGAUACGGCCUCAACCGGUACCGGCGAUCAGGCGUGACGAUCCGCUUCGCGACGUCCAUGCUCAUCAACCUGAAGCAGCGCCUCUUCCUCCCGCCGCACACCACCAUUGACGGCCGUGGAGCACGCGUCGCCAUAAAUGGCGGCCUGGUGCUGCACAAUAUAACCAACGUGAUCAUACACAAUGUGGCAGUUGGCAAUCUGCCUGGCGACCAUGACGUUAUCCACAUAUCCAAUACCACGCGUGUAUGGGUGGACCACUGCGCCGUGUACAACGCCAUCCGGGGCACUGUAGAUGUCGUAUAUGGCUCUACAGAUGUUACCAUCUCCAACUGUUACAUUCGUAAUAAGAACCUCACCAUGCUGCUGGGAGCAGACGAUGGGGACAUGAACGAUGCCAACAUGCGGGUAACUGUCUACCGCAACUGGUUUGACCAGUCAGGCCAGAGGCAGCCCAAGGCGCGCUGGGGCCAGAUCCAUGUGACAAACAACCUCUACACAAACUGGACCUACUACUGCAUCGGUGGCCGAAUGUAUGCCAACAUCCGGUCCGAGCGAAACGUUUUUAUCGCUGGUGGAAAGCGAAAAGAAGUUACGCCGUGGUUUGGAGAGAAGAGCCUUCGAACAGCUGGCUUUGACAACACGCCGUCCAUCCGAUCGUACCACGACUUGCUACUGAACGGUGCUACCUUUCACCAAUUUACUGGGUACACACGGCCAUUCCUGCCUCCAUACAGACUUGAUAUUCACCGGGCAAACAAAGCUCUGGCAGAAUUUGUUCGUGGGAAUGCAGGACCGCAGGUGGGGAGUUUUGUAGAGCUCGCUUGUACAGAGCAGACAUGUGUUCAGCGAGGGGACUGGGUCUAAGCUACG
This is a messenger RNA of Closterium sp. NIES-67, 2947 nucleotides long. The record is from the annotation of a GenBank genome assembly. NCBI's taxonomy places the organism in Eukaryota, Viridiplantae, Streptophyta, Zygnematophyceae, Desmidiales, Closteriaceae.